Molecule: messenger RNA, 1575 nt
Organism: Pseudocercospora fijiensis CIRAD86
Lineage: Eukaryota; Fungi; Ascomycota; Dothideomycetes; Mycosphaerellales; Mycosphaerellaceae
Exons: 5
Coding region: 1-1575 (524 amino acids)
Source: RefSeq, a predicted model, not a curated record
AUGACUACUGCGAACGCAACUGCACCAGUUCCGCCAGCAACUCAUUUCAACGCAACUCUGGUCUUCAAAGCUCCAGGACUUUACCAGCUUGGUCCGCACUUCCAACCCUUGCAACACUCUUUGCCGCUCGACGACACCAUUGACAAUGUCCUAUCUUGGGUGAAAAGAGAAAUUGUCCAGCGUUUGCAGCAAGAACCUGCUUUUCUGAAAGGCCGCCACCAAGGACUGAUUGCCAGCUUGGGUGAAGAAGGUCUCUCUCCUCCUGGGUUUAUCUUUUCACACGUACCGGUGACCAGGUCUCCUAUCGUCUCUUUUGCAACAUCGGUCAGCGCAACAUUGAAUGGGAAAAAGUGUGGCGAAAUCGACUUGGAUCAUGAACACGCGAAACGAUUCAUUGCACUUCAGGAUCUCUGCCUCGAUUCACAGCAGCUUCAGAACAUGUCUAUCGAGAUCAGAGCCACUCUCCGCAUAGCUCCGAAACCAGUUACCGUCCCCGCUGUCACAGAUGACAACAUGCUGCAUGACCUGGUGCAUUCGCGCCGACAGUCUGCCCAUUAUAUCAGAGUCGGUACUGUGCAGGACAAUCGUGCUUCAAAGAUUGGAUUGCAGCCGACCACCGCGGGAAAUGCAGCGCCACACCAUAAUGCGAUCCUUGCACAGUUCGACCCAUUCAAUGACAGGUCAUGGACUGGAAAAUUCCACAUGCUCCCAGUCUGGACCUAUGAUAACUUUCCCUGGGGCCUGGCUGACAGCGAUGCUAGCCAGGACUGGUCCUACGAGACCGUGAAAGAGUAUGUAAAGACAAAUCUUUGGGGCCAAUUCGAUCAUCAAGAGCCUCAACGCAGACGACGGAUCGAACGCGAACGUGCCCGUCAAAUCAAUCUGACUGCUGUGGCGCGGAAUGCUGAAGCAAGAAGACUUACCAGAAUUCCUCCUGAACGACCGCAGUUGACAUUCAAUCGGCUGGGCCUGGCCCAAUUUGGAAACGACUCUGGUGUUGGAAUUCCAGCUGCUGCCGAAGUUCACGCCAUCAUCCACUUUGUGUAUCACUACCAAGGCCACGAUGCCGAGGAUGAUUGCUUUCCACGGAACAUGCAGGUCCGUAUCGCAGGCAAUAUGACGGUCGACGGUCUGGAGAACACGGCAUUCGCUCAAGGCGGCACCGCUCGUGAAGACGAAGAUCAGAUUCUCAAGAAGUACCAAGGUGUGGAGCCUCGUCCGCCUUCAUCUCAAGAGCAAGGCGGAAAGUCUAAGCAUAUGGCGACUACCUUCGCAUCACUUCAUGUUGCUAGCACAGAGUAUUGCAAGCUUCUCGCAUCGAGAUAUUCCGUAGCCUGCUUUCCGCCAUCAACGAGUGCAGAAGGACAUGUGCUUAAUCUGAGCCGGUCGUUCGGCUUCUGCGGACUCUCCGCGAUGGGCGCACACAUGAGGUGGAUAUCGUUGCCAUUGGACAUGAGUGUGGAGGCUCUGCAAUGGCAAGCAUGGCAUGACGACAGACUGUCACUUCUUCAGCACUACAUUGCUGCUCGCGUGGCAGAACGUGACAACCGCGCUUCUUGGCUGGAAUGGCGUUGA